AUGCUCAACCAUCAGCCAGUGGAGAGAGAGAGAGAGAGAGAGAGAGAGAGAACGAGAGAGAGAGAGCUGACAAGGGUCACGGGAAGAUCUGGAGAAACCACUUGCCCAGAAAAAUCAUCCCCCGUCCACCACUGGAGCAGAAGAUUCGAAAGACACCGCGGUGCUCGUCGGUGGCCUGACACCCAUGAGAAGGAAGACCUGUAAACUCUUCACAGGAUUUCACAUCGGAACCGUUUGAACCUCCCACAUAAUGAAGGCAUUCAGCAUUGCAGUUGCAGUGACACUCGUGCUCGCCUUUGUUUGCAUUCUGGAGAGCUCUGCCGUCCCGUUCCCUGGGGUGCAAGAGCUGGAAGAGGCAGGGAGCAAUGACACUCCAGCCGCGGCACAUCAAGAGACGUCAAUGGAACCGUGGACGGUGCCGAGUCACAUCAGGCAGAAGCGACAGAGCCACAUCUCCCUUUGCCGCUGGUGCUGCAACUGCUGCAAGGCCAACAAGGGCUGUGGCUUCUGCUGCAAGUUCUGAGGAUAACCCGCAGGAGCCUCGAAAUAUUAAUUUAUUGUGCGUUUUUUUGGGGGGUCAUUUCUUGGCCUCUUUUUCUAAUUUUGUAUCGUUUUUAAAAGAGGUACGAUUCAUGGAAGAGCACUUGAAAUAAACGCAGAGCUGCUCUGUGUA
Molecule: messenger RNA, 673 nt
Organism: Scophthalmus maximus (turbot)
Lineage: Eukaryota; Metazoa; Chordata; Actinopteri; Pleuronectiformes; Scophthalmidae
Gene: hamp
Product: hepcidin antimicrobial peptide
Exons: 3
Coding region: 251-523 (90 amino acids)
Biological process (GO): defense response to bacterium; intracellular iron ion homeostasis
Cellular component (GO): extracellular region
Source: RefSeq, a predicted model, not a curated record